AUGUCAGCUGAGGGGUGGUUUGAGCCUUCCCAGUUUGGGACUUGGUGGGCAAUCCUGUCUACAAGCAUGAACUUGGCUGGAGGCUUGGGCCCCAUUGUCGCUGCUCUCGUGUCUCUGAACUACGACUGGCGCAUGACGCUGUCCUUUUCUGGCUUCAUCUGCGUGGUUGUCUCUUUUGUUUGCCUUGUCCUGAUUAAAAACGAGCCGUCGGAUGUCGGGCUACCCAACAUUGACCAAGGAGCCAAGAAAGGGAAGAAAGGUUCCUCCAGCGACAACAGCACUUUGACGGAGCUGCUGCUCUCACCAUACCUCUGGGUGCUCUCAACAGGCUACCUGGUCGUUUUUGGAGUGAAAACGUGCUGUACUGACUGGGGACAGCUCUUCCUGAUCCAGGAGAGGGGACAGUCCAUGCUUGUGGGUAGCUCCUACAUGAGUGCCUUGGAGAUUGGGGGCCUGGUGGGAAGCAUUGCUGCUGGAUACCUUUCUGACAGAGCAGUAGCAAGAGUGGGUCUGUCAAGCUACGGGAAUCCUCGGCACACACUGCUGCUUUCCAUGAUGGCCGGGAUGUGUGUGUCCAUGUUUCUCUUCCGCGUCACGGUCACCGGCGAUUCUCCCAAGGAAAGUCACUUCUGGACUGUAGCCUUGCAGCCUCUAGCUGACCUUACAGGCCUAAAAGAACAUGAGCUGUGGAUCCUGACUCUGGGAGCUGUGUUUGGGUUCUCCUCGUAUGGGCCGAUCGCCCUGUUCGGGGUUAUAGCCAACGAAAGUGCCCCUGCCAACCUGUGCGGCACCUCCCACGCCAUAGUGGCCCUCAUGGCCAACAUCGGGGGUUUUCUGGCUGGACUACCUUUCAGUACCAUUGCCAAGCACUACAGCUGGGCCACGGCCUUCUGGGUAGCCGAAAUCACCUGUAUCACCAGCACAGUGGCUUUCUUCCUACUGCGGAACAUCCGCACCAAGAUGGGCCGGAUUCCCAAGAAGGCUGACUGAGGGGAGGCUGCUUGGUGAAAAGGGUGCUCCCAUGCUGAUGCGAACGGUGCCUGGUUUUUGUUUAACUGGCCUAGGAGUGAGUUUACCUAUUGCUGCAACCUAGAUUAAAAUGUCUCAAUUUCUCGCCCACUGUCACGUGCCUGAGGGCACAAGGUUCCUGCUACUGAUCACUUUUUCCCUCAAGAUGUGAUAUUUCAGCUAGUUUACAUUUGCA
This is a messenger RNA of Opisthocomus hoazin, 1204 nucleotides long. The record is from RefSeq and is a predicted model, not a curated record. NCBI's taxonomy places the organism in Eukaryota, Metazoa, Chordata, Aves, Opisthocomiformes, Opisthocomidae.